Molecule: messenger RNA, 1503 nt
Organism: Poeciliopsis prolifica (blackstripe livebearer)
Lineage: Eukaryota; Metazoa; Chordata; Actinopteri; Cyprinodontiformes; Poeciliidae
Product: cyclic AMP-responsive element-binding protein 1-like
Exons: 7
Coding region: 158-910 (250 amino acids)
Biological process (GO): regulation of transcription by RNA polymerase II
Cellular component (GO): nucleus; transcription regulator complex
Molecular function (GO): DNA-binding transcription factor activity, RNA polymerase II-specific; RNA polymerase II cis-regulatory region sequence-specific DNA binding
Source: RefSeq, a predicted model, not a curated record
AGCACCAAAUACAUUUUGCGAAAACAGAGUGAUAAAAAAAAUAAAAAUAAAUAAAUAAUAAUAAAACUUCAACCGAGGCCGCGCUCCGGCGAAAUUAAGCAGUCUUAAUCGUGAGUCACGCCUUUCACUGUUGUUAUUAAAAGCUUAGUCAGUCACAAUGUACCAAAUUAAGUCAGAGGGAAAUGAUCAGGUUUUCCAGCGAACUAUGGAAAACCAGCACACUGGGCUUUUUCAGGCACCUCCUGUCGGUUACGUUCUUAACCCAAUGCCAAACCUGCCGUCCUCUUCCAUGGGCUGCGCCCAGAUGCCGCAGCCUCCUCCUGCCACUGCGUUUCCGCUUUAUGAGGAGAUGUAUAACUGUAUGCAGCAGCGUUGGAUGUACUCACUGUCAGGCGUUCCUGCCCAGGUAAAGCAAGAAAAGCAAGACAGUACUCUAACCCUGGCAUCUGUUCCUGUAAGCAGAACCAAUGAGCAGCCAGCAGCAGAGGACAUGGAUUCACUGCAAGGACCAAACAGUUUUGUUAUGGCACAAGUGCUGGAGAAGAAGACGGUCUCUUCUUGGGAACGCGGGAUCGGAUACAGCAUGGCUGUGACUGGAGAUGAGACAGAAGCAGGUUCUGUGGCUUCUGGCGACUUUACCAACUGCCAGCUGCGCAACCCCACCUCUAAGCAGUUGAAGACCAAUUCCGGGUUUGGGAGUUACGGCCCUCAGAAGCCUUUAGAGGACUCCUUGCAGAAGAGGGAGCUCCGCCUAAUGAAAAACAGGGAAGCUGCGCGAGAGUGUCGGCGAAAGAAGAAGGAGUACGUCUCGUGCCUUGAAAACCGAGUGGCCGUGCUGGAGCAGCAAAACAAGACUCUCAUAGAGGAGCUCAGAGCCCUGAAAGACAUCUACGGACACAAAGUGGAGUGACUGCCGUCGCAGAGGACAUCGGCAGCGUGGGAUUCUGUGGACUUUUGUCUGUUUCAGUGGCGUGUUUUUUGAAUGGAGUCUGGAAUAACAAACGCGCUGACACAAAGCACUCCUCGUCGUUAAUUUUCUGUGUUCACACAAUGAUGUCAGGAUUUCAAGGGUCGCAAUUAUCCAACACCAGGAGGACAAACAAGAGCGAGUAUUAGGAGGGAAGGUUUGCGAGUGCGUGCCGGUGUUCACUGGACACAUAUGGGUGAGGUUGAGUGAAAAUAGCAGAAGUCACUGCCUUUAUUCGUGCCACUAUCUCAUUUUAUUUGUGUCGCAUUCUGUAUUCCGCAUGAUUAGCUCGCUACUGUUUUGCAUCGCCAGCUGAUGUUGUGAGAAGGAAAAACUUGAGAAUGUAUUCCAAAAAACUAAAUUUACUAUUAUUACUCUCUUAAAAAAAAAAAAUCCUGAAAGAAUUAUAGUUGCAGGAUACUUCAUAUUUUAACUGAAAAGCAGCCUGUAAGGUCCCAAAGUUCAUAUAUGUGAUUACAUAUCUGAAGACAAAUAUCAUUGCUUAUUUAUUUUUGGGCAGGAUUUUUUUUUUUUUU